AGUGUGGCAUUGAUGUCACAGAAGCAUCAGUGUACUCAGGAGUGUGUACUCAGAUCUUCAGAGAGGAGGCUGGGCUGUACCAGGGGAAGGUGUUCAGCUUUGUGCAUCUGAGCAUUCAGGAGUUUCUUGCAGCUUUAUAUGUGUUCCUGCGCUUCAGCAACAAAGAGAGAAACAUGCCUGACCAACAGCAAACCUCUCAGCUCUCUGCUCUGUUCAGAGCUGCAACACUUCAUGACCUACACAAGACUGCAGUGGAUCUGGCCUUACAGAGUAAGAAUGGACACCUGGACCUUUUCCUCCGCUUCCUUCUGGGCCUCUCACUGGAGUCCAAUCAGAAUCUCUUAAGACCCCUGCUGUCACAGACAAGAAGCCAAUCACAGAGCUCAGAGCAAACAGUCCAGUGUGUCAAACAGAUGAUCAGAGAUCAGAAUAAAUCAGACAGAAAGAUCAACCUGUUCUACUGUCUGAAUGAGCUGAAUCACCAUGCUGUAGUGGAGGACAUUGACAGGAGCUCAGGAACUCUGUGUGUGGACAUGCUCUUACCAGGAGAGUGGGAGACUAAGAGAUUUGAGUUUGAGAUUCCAAAAGAGCAGCUGGAUGAGUUUGACCUGCAGAAGUACAUAAAGACACCAGAGGAAGAUCUGACUGAACUCCUCAGUCCCGAUGAGGUUCUGCAGAAGCUGGUGCCAGUGGUCACAACAUCCACAUCAGCUCGGCUGGAUCGCUGUAACCUGACAGAGAAGAGCUGUUCCUAUCUGACCUCUGCCCUGACCUCACACUCCUCAAGUCUCACACAGCUGAACCUGGAGGGCAAUGAGCUGCUGGGAGACUCAGGAGUGGAACUUUUAUGUUCUGCUCUUUCUCAUCAAAACUGCAAACUGGAGGAACUACAGCUGGAAGAAUGUAACCUGACAGAGAAGAGCUGUUCCUAUCUGGCCUCUGCCCUGACCUCACACUCCUCAAGUCUCACACAGCUGAACCUGGGGGACAAUGAGCUGCUGGGAGACUCAGGAGUAGAACUUUUAUGUUCUGCUCUUUCUCAUCAAAACUGCAAACUGGAGGAACUACAGCUGUAUAACUGUAACCUGACAGAGAAGAGCUGUUCCUAUCUGGCCUCUGCCCUGACCUCACACUCCUCAAGUCUCACACAGCUGGAACUGGGUGGCAAUAACCUGAGUGCAUCAGAUGUUGAGCAGCUCUCUGCUCUAGUGAAUGACCCCCACUAUAAACUGGAGAGACUAAAUUGGUCUUUGUGAGAAGCAGUGUGUAGAGCCAAGACCCUGAGUUGGAUGGGGUCUGUGGUCCAGAAGCUCAUGAAGACAGGGUGGGAUCCAGCACACACACAUCAGCAUCUCUCCUGCAGAAUGUCUGGGGAGGAACAUGAACAUGUUCUCAGCUUCCAGCAGCACACAGCAGACAGCCUCUUCCUGAGGGGAGCACAACAGUGAGAUGAAUGGAGAGUGGAGGCGUGUCCUGAUCAGCCAGAGAUGAUUGACAGCAUGCAGCAUGGACUCAGCAGACAGAGCAGGACCAGUCUCUCUCAAUCAUGUGCACACAUGGAGAUAUGGACUGGGGGGGGAAACUGUAGGAUUAUCCAUAUCUGUUGUAUAAAUAGGCCACCUGGGAUUUGUUAUUGUUUUGUGAUAUAUGUAGCCAUGUGGAGAUAUAGACUAUUAUUGAGAUUGUAUGAAUAUCUUUCAAAACAUGUGUGCUGUCAGUGUGUAGUUAAUGUGCACUGUCCCUUUAAGAGUCUUUGUUUAUCAAUAAUGUCAUCAAAACCUUAUCUUUAGUUCAGGAAGUGUAUUAGUUGAUGGACAAGAAACAAGAAAAAGCCUCAUGUACUUCUGUUAUUGAUAUUAUUACUGUUAUUGAUUGAUAUUGUUACUCAUCUGUUAGAUUUCAUGCCUUUGGAUGCACGGUUGGUAUGUCAGUUUGUGAACAAUAGUCUUAAAACAGAUUUGCUGGCCUUAUUAGUUUGUUUAAUGCAAGAUUUAACUUUGAAUGGGUAAAUUGUUCAUAUUACGUGUGCUGGUAUUAGCAUAAGCUGACCCUUAAUGCAUUAAGUUGGAUGUGAUAAUCCAUUGUCAUCAGUUUAGCUCAAAUACACAUCUUAGUUGAUCAAUGAUAAGGUGCACAGUGGAAUUGCAUAGCGUUGACACACCUUAUACUCAAAUAUCAUUUCAUAUUCAUUUUUAUUGAUGUACUGAAGUUCAUAUACAUGUGUUGGAUUUCUUGUCAUUUUACCCUACUUUCAAAUAAAUAUAUAAGCUUUUAAAUGAA
Clupea harengus (Atlantic herring) is the source of this 2280-nucleotide messenger RNA. Its product is annotated as NACHT, LRR and PYD domains-containing protein 3-like. NCBI's taxonomy places the organism in Eukaryota, Metazoa, Chordata, Actinopteri, Clupeiformes, Clupeidae. The record is from RefSeq and is a predicted model, not a curated record. The transcript is spliced from 5 exons. The coding region runs from base 174 to 1256 and encodes 360 amino acids. Gene Ontology annotation, molecular function: protein binding.